AUGGAGCCCGCCUUCGCCAUGACUUCUCCUCGCGAUCCCACGCGACUCCGUCAGGGUCUCAAUCCUCUCACUACCUCCUCCCUGGGCGGCUACACCAAUCCUCACGGAACGCCCAUCUCUGCCAUCUCCAUGACCUCGUCCCAUCUUCACUCUGUCCAUACCCCCGCCAGCACCAUUCAGCCCUACAAUCCUCAACAAUGGGUCGCCGCGCCCAGCGGCGGCCCAGAGCGACCCAGCCAGUUUUCUGGCGAGGCUCAAGUCUCACCACCGCCGCCGCCUCCAUAUAGUCCACCGAGGAGCCAGCAGCAGCGACCAAUGAGCCAAGCCUUUGAGUCUUCACCUGCGUCCACUCCGACACCUCCGCCUCGGAUCAACACGAAUAUGAGCAUCCACCGACCCUCUCCAGAGCCGCAGCAUGUUAUUAAUCCUUCAUUUCCUCCUCCCCCAGGAGGGACCUCCCGUCGCUUUGGGCUGCCUUCAUUGAGCCGUCGAAGUGACCGAAACUCGAGUUCACCAGGCCCUCAUCCAGCUAUACAUCACCACAGACAGAGCAUGAUAAUACAAACCAACCUCCACCCAUCACCGCUAGAUCAUUCCCUGUCGGGCUUCGCUCCCCCAGCUGCACGUAGAGCUGCUUCGGCUGGCGCCAUCGAAACGCCAACCUCCGCCCGCUCACGAUCAGACUCACAGACUAGAUGGGAACCGGGCAUGCCUCUUCCGCCACCUCCACCUGGUCCGCCCCCUGCCGGAUCGAGAUCACAAAGCGUCCAGAGCAUGGAUCGAACUACAGUUCCCAUCAUAUCUCCUCCCACAAGGCGCCGACCUCCUACCGGCGUGACGACUCUGGGCCCUGUCCCGCCGACACCAGCGGAUUGGGUUGAUUCUGAUAAUCAGGCGAUCUCACGAGCUCGAGGUCGUUCUCCUGGGCUGACCAUUGAUACCGUCGGCGCGAGUAGUUCCAGCCAGGCACCGGUGGACUCAGUGAGUUCUUCUGCAUCCAGCGCCGGUGGCUUAAACAGAACGGGGGCUGUGCGACAUGACAAGACGAUCAUUCAGCGGCGGACGGAGAGUAGAACUCGUCAAGGCGUUCGUGGCUCCAUUGAUGACAAUACUGUGCCAAAUUCCAUCUCGGACAUCGUGGUUGGCAGCGAAGCAGGUGGACUAACACGCAGACCUACCAUCAGCAGGUCAACUCCACGAAGCGCUGGAAGGGCGCCGCCUGAGCUCGCACCCAAAACCGGCGACUCCCUUCCUCAAGGAGACUCUCGCAACUCGACACCGAGAGCGCUUCCAUCUGGCAAGCUCCCUCAGCCAGAAACAGCAACGCCGCCCUUCUCUCCGUAUCCCGUCAAGCAGGCUCAGUACGGCGGGAGCAGCUCGACAGCAGUGGCUCCCAAAGCUCUUCCAACUCCCCCACCUCACGUCCGCUCCGCCUCAAGCUCACGCCCACGAGAAUCAUCACGUCCUCGAGAAUCAUCACGUCCUCCUGCAUCCGUGUCGAACCCCGUCUCAAAACACAUUAUCAUCACUCAAACCGCGGAACAGUUUGCAGCCGAUACUAUUGAGCGGUUCCAGGCAUUUGCUGCCAAGGAGGCGACGGCUCACAUGGAUGCAGACCGAGUCCGUAUGUUUGCUGACUUCAUUGUCAACGAAUCGAGGAUCAGACGAGAACGAUACUCUGGGGCUAUUGGGGCUAUGGGUUCUGAGAUCUUUGACCUGACGCGCGAUCUCUUCCGCCCUAUGGUUAUUCAGGGACGACGGGAAUCGAAUACUUCACGGGAUGAGUUCACUCCAGACUCUUCGGAACCCACCCGCUCCCACCGCGGAUCCAUUGGUUCAAAUCACCGACCCGAGAGCAACUCUCACUCAGCUCCCAGUUCCGCAAGUGUACCCGUUUCACCGAGCGGUCCCGCACCCAACGUCAACUGGGCCACCAACUAUAUGCCAUCUCUGUCCCCCAUUCUCAGCAUGAGCGUGAGUGACAACCACGAAAACGGCAGCUCCCGAGGAAGGCCGCCGAGUCGCUGGUGGGAGGCAGACUCUCAGGGUGGCCAGUCCCCCCGCCUAGAGCGAUCCAAGCGAGAGUCGAAGUACAUGGGUGUGUCGAAGACACAAUGGGCUGAGAUUGAUCAGAAUUCAACAAGCCACGGAGACACGAGUGAGCAAGGUUCGGCUUCGGAGUACCCUCCAGAGAAGACGGGCUGGCAUGAUCAGUCGGAGCCGAGUUUGACUCCCCAACCCACGACAUUCCCCAAUACCUCGCUGGGCUCAAGUCCGGUUUCCACGGCUAACCGCGAGUAUUUUGACGUUUCCCGUCUCGUCACCAUGCCACCCCCCUAUCCGAGACAUCACCCUGCCGUCAACAACAGCCACCCCCAGUUGACUUCGAUCCGACUGGCAGUCCGGGCCUUGAGCGAACUGUCGGAAAUAACUGCUGCCAAGGAGAAAUUCGCCGCCGACAGCGCGAAACGCCGGGAGCAGUUCUCCAAGGCAGCGGUUGAGCGACAAACGGCUCUCAGAACGAACUUGCAGCAGGAAAUCAACUCGGGAAACAUCAGCUACGCAGAUGCAGCCGCUAUUGAGUCCGAUUCGCAGAAGAGCGAGGUAGGUCAGAAGAAGGAGCUGGAGAAGACAGAGUACGAACUGUUCCAGGACCAAGUGGUGGUGCCCCUGAAUGAACUGGUGACGGGCCGUAUCAGCCGCGCCACCGAGCUGUUUGACAACUUGUCUCGCACUCUCUUCGACAAUGGACAGAACGAUGCCGACAUGCCGCAAGAGGAGGGCGACGAUAGACCGGAGCUCCUAGAAAAGUUGACACUCCUCAAGUGGAUCUUUGAGGCUCGCGAGUCUCUGCACCGCGCCAUCUACGACAUCCUCUCGGAUCGUAACGGCCGUUAUUGCGACGUCGUGAUGACUCCGUACCGACUCUCUGGCAACGAUGAGAAGCUCAAGUCAGCCGAGGCCUUCUUUGCUGAGGACUCGGCCAGGCGGGAGUAUGCGUUUGCCAACGAGGUCCUGAACCGAGCGCGGGACUUCCGCUCCGUCGUCGAAGAGGCCGUCGAACGCGGUGUGGCGAUACAGCUUUCAGCUUUCUGGGACAUUGCACCGCCGCUUUGUGGACUACUCGAUAACAUUCCGCUCGACCUCGAAGGCUUCAACAUCCAAAUCCCCGCAGCCGAGUUCGACGAGAACCCAUCGUACCACGUGUACCCGAUGCAGUACCUGUUCAGCCUUCUGCUACACGCCGAGAAGAGCUCGUACCAGUUCAUUGAGUCACACACAAACUUACUCUGCCUACUACAUGAGGUCAAGGAGGCUGUCGUACACGCCAAGGGCAAGGUACUAGAAACGCAGACGGCCGAGGCGGACGGCACGCCGAUCCCGGCUGCGGAACGCGACACCCGUGCGCAGCACAUGCGACAGGCCGAGGAGAGUCGCCUAACAGAAGACCUCAAGGAGAAGGUCCGCGUUGUGCGCGACCAGUGGAAGAGCGCGCUGGGCGAGAACGUCACGCAAGUCAAGCAGCGGCUCGGCGAGUACCUGCUGCAGAUGGGCGGGUGGGACGAGGCGCUCGAGGAUGGAGGUGUUGGCUCAGUCUAG
Ilyonectria robusta is the source of this 3600-nucleotide messenger RNA. RefSeq lists its product as uncharacterized. Bases 1 to 3600 code for a protein of 1199 amino acids. The transcript is spliced from 2 exons. The record is from RefSeq and is a predicted model, not a curated record. Lineage: Eukaryota; Fungi; Ascomycota; Sordariomycetes; Hypocreales; Nectriaceae.